Cuculus canorus (common cuckoo) is the source of this 891-nucleotide messenger RNA. RefSeq names its product serine protease 55. Gene Ontology annotation, biological process: proteolysis. NCBI's taxonomy places the organism in Eukaryota, Metazoa, Chordata, Aves, Cuculiformes, Cuculidae. Gene Ontology annotation, molecular function: serine-type endopeptidase activity. The record is from RefSeq and is a predicted model, not a curated record.
AUGCUGGUGGAGGAUCUGGAGAACAAGUUGUUCAGGAUCACUGCGGGGAGGUAUGCCAAGACUGGGGAGUUCCCAUGGCAUGUGAGCAUCCAGAGCAACGGGAACCAUAUCUGCGGAGGCACCAUAAUCAGUGCAUUGUGGAUUUUAACUGCAGCCCAUUGCUUUGAAGAAGCGCCACCAGAUCUAACUGUUGUAGUGGGGGGAACUGACCUCAGCCUCCCGAUGGAAGAAUAUAAGCUGGACAGCUUGAUCCUUCACAAAAACUUUGACAGAAUGAGCAUACAAAAUGAUAUCACUCUGGUCCUGCUCAGUUCUCCCAUCAAGUUCAGCAAUGAGAAAAUCCCCAUCUGCUUGCCCUUCAUAUAUGACAUUGAUACAUGGCAAAACUGCUGGGUUGCUGGUUGGGGAACUACACUUGCAGUGCCAGCAUCCCAUGUACUGCAGAAAGCACAGAUGAAGCUCAUCAGCAGACAACAGUGCUUGGUGCAGAUGCCACAGCUAGACAAGGAUGAGAACGUGCUGUGUGCUGAGCUGGAGAGAGGACAAAAAGGGCCCUGCCAGGGCACAAAGGCAGAUCCUGCCUGUACUGUGUUAACAAAAAGUGCCUCUCAAGGAACAAGGAGCAAAAGGAGGGUGUUAGCUAAGGAUUUUUGAAGGUGCUGCCCCAGGGUCCAGCUGUUGGUCCUUCUGAUUUCCAAGUGGUGUCAGACACUGAGUCACUCUGACAUGAGGAAGUAAUAUAACAGGAAAGACCUGAACCGUUCAAGAGUGAGUUUCACAAGCAAUCAGAUGGAGUGCAAGAAUGGAUGACCCGAACCAAGCUGGUGCUGAAGCCUGGACUUCAUCAGUGUGUUCAGCCUCCUUUGGAUCUGCAUUUGCAUCUGCAGCAUC